This is a messenger RNA of Neopsephotus bourkii (Bourke's parrot), 3466 nucleotides long. It is a transcript of the gene ASPNAT, whose product is annotated as N-acetyltransferase 8 like. The transcript has 3 exons. Gene Ontology annotation, cellular component: mitochondrial membrane. NCBI's taxonomy places the organism in Eukaryota, Metazoa, Chordata, Aves, Psittaciformes, Psittacidae. The record is from RefSeq and is a predicted model, not a curated record. Bases 289 to 1155 code for a protein of 288 amino acids. Gene Ontology annotation, molecular function: L-aspartate N-acetyltransferase activity.
UCGACCCCGGGCAGCCAAUGCGGGGGGCGCUAGGACCCCGGGGACCCUCGGCCCCCCCCGCACUAUAAAUGUCUCUCCAAAAUGCAGCGGAGUUCCUUUCUCCCGUCCCGCCCGGCCGCGUCGCUCCGCGCCCCGCGCAGCCGCUGCCCGGCGGGUCUCCGUCCUGCUCCGCGCCCGCUCCUUCCCCCUCCCCUUUUCCUUUGGUGAUUUAAUUGGUUUUAGUUAAUUUUUUGCUAUUCCCCCCCUUUCCCGUUUUUCUCCUCCGCCCCUUCCCCGCGGCCGGUUUGCAUGCAUUGUCUGUCUCCCAAGAUGGUUUGUGAGACCAAGAUUGUGGCGGAAGAUCAUGAAUCAAUCCCGGGAUCUAAAAAAGACACGAUCAUUGUUUCUUCCUCCCAAAUGUGGCCCUCUUUGGCGGGCUCCCCUUCCUCCCCUCCGCCAACCCUCAGCUCCCCAAAAGAGGAUCCCAAGCGCGACAAUGUCUAUAUCCGCGAAUUCCAUCCCUCCGAGCAGGAGGUGGUGCGCCGCAUAUUUUACGAGGGGAUCAUGGAGCGGAUCCCCAACACGGCGUUCAGGGGGCUGAAGCAGCAGCCCCUCACCCAGCUGCUCUACGGACUGCUGGCCGUAAUAUGCUUUGUUGUGACCAAGUCCUUCCUGCUGACCUGCUGCUUGCCCAUCUUUCUGAUGGGCAUGAGGUACUACUUCAGUAGAAAAGUUAUCCUGCACUAUCUCGAUUGUGCGCUGCAUACAGACAUGUCCGAUAUUGAGCAAUAUUACAUGAAACCGCCAGGCUCCUGCUUCUGGGUCGCCGUCCUGGACGGCAACGUGGUGGGGAUCGUGGCAGCACGGGGCAACGAGGAGGACAACACAGUGGAGCUGCGCCGCAUGUCCGUCGACUCCAACUACCGCGGCAAGGGGAUCGCCAAGGCCCUGGGCCGCAAAGUGCUGGAGUUCGCCAUGCUCAACAACUACUCCUCUGUCGUGCUGGGAACCACGGCUGUGAAGAUGGCAGCCCACAGGCUCUACGAGUCCUUGGGGUUCAAGCACGUGGGUGUUGUUGAACAUUACGCCCUGCCAGGGAUGACGCGCUCCUUACUGGAGAGAAUGUUCUUCCAGCUCCGCUACCACCGCUACCGCCUGCAGCUGCGGGAAGAAUAGAAACCCACCCAACCAAACGAAACCAACAAAAUACGCGUUUUCUUUUUCCUUCCUUCUCCCCCUUCAACAAUAAUAAACCACCUUCCUCCUCCUCCUCCUCCUCCUCGCCACCCGAUUCUGCCGGUUGUUGGGUUGAGUCUUUGUUUUCCCUCAUGUCAUCUCUUGGUUUGCUCCGUGCAGCUCGAUGGCCCGGCCGAGCAGCGCUCCUUCCUCGCAUGCUGCAGGUGGUGGUGCUGGGAGUCCUGCGACGCGGCGGAGCGGAGCGGCGGCCUCUCCUCCCCAGGUACCUCCGGAAAGCACAGAAACUCAACUGCGAACCAGUUACCACUGCUCUGGUGUACAUAGUCUCCUCCUCCCAAUGUAAGAUAACAUAGCCACGCGUUCAUGGUAGUGCAGAAAAUAUUACUUGAAUGCAGUUUUCAGUAUUUCGGGCACCAGUCGGUAGAAUAUGCAUUUGUCUUACCAUUAGUUACUGGUCAAUAGAUUUCAGAGACGAGGUUGGGGGGGGACAGACUUCCCCCCUCUACCCUAACCCGCUUGCUCCAAUGCAUGAAGAGGAAAGCGCGUGCACGCACUCACACAUCGCACUGCCACCACGGCACUGGUGUUGCACUUUUAUUGGGAUGUGCCUCAUUCUGCCAAAUUCCCGAGAGACCCUGGGUGCAUCCGGUAACCACGACUCCGCUCCAUUCCCCCGCUCCCCUCCUCCUUCCUAAGCCAGCACGGACUGGGACCGGCUGAACUCUGAGCCCCAUUGUACCAUAGCGUGAAGUUAAGAUCAAACCUAAGUAUCUCCCGCGCUGUUCCGUAGCCACGCGUAACCUGCAGUCCUGGGCCAGGCUCCGCAUGUGCGUUGGACUUUGCUGCCUUUUGGGGUUGUUUUUUGUUUGUUUCUGUUUCAUUUUUAAAGGUUGUUGGGGUCUUUUUUCCCUUGUUUUCUUUUUUUUUAGUUGUUGUUAUUAUUUUUAGUUUUGGCUUUUGCUGAAUGGUGUCAUUGAGGUGUAAUGGAGGCUGCAGUUCCUAUGGCAACACAUUUGCACAUUAAUGUGCGCACCAAAUCUAACCACUUCAGAGAAGCAACGUGUGACAGAUAAUAGCAUUUUGGGGGAUGCUAGGGGGUUGGGGGGGAGCAUACUUACUAUCUUAACCAGCUGCUUGUUUGAUAAAUGUAGAUGGCCUCACUGCAGCCUUCCAUCAGAGGUAAUUAACUGCUUUAAUGAUGUCAGAUUUGUGAAUUGUACAAUGCAAAAAGCAAUGCAAAGCAGAUUCGGCAUGUGUCUGUACCCGGUAUGUAUGUACAGUGCCUGCCAACUAAAGAAUAACCAAGACUACAGCUUCUUCUAGCCUGAGAUAUCAACUUUUAUAACUUAUUUAAACAAAUAGCAACUUUGCAUGAAUUACAUCUUGGGGAAAAAGAAGGUCGGUAGGUUUUAACUUUUAAAGCGUGGUAUCAGAAGUAUGCAGAAAACCAUUUCUGGCUGCACUUAAUUUGGGGUGGGUGGAGGGGUUCAGCUCUGUUAAUACAUUUAAAGGGAAAAUCCCUUUAAUUUAAUUCCUGGGGGAGAAGAAAGUUACUAUUUUAUGAAGUAUUAUGGGGGGGGGAGCUCCACCACCUCUCAUGAUAAACUUGACAAAAGGGUAGAGCAUGUGUUAACCACGCUUGCACUUGCAAACACGAUGGAAGCAUCAGUGGGAGAGCGCCAGAGAAGGGAGGCGGUGUGGGGUGAGAGGAGAGGGGCUGUGGGGUGAAUGGGGGGCAGACAGCAUGGACCCACGUGUGGGAUGCUGCCUGUGUCCCACUCCCAAGAGCCGUCCUUUCCUCUCCAACCAAAAGCUCUCCCAGCACUGAGAUGUGGCCGGUGAUGCUGAAUGGGAGCAGCAGGGAUGGGGUGAGCCCCAUCCCUGCUGGGGCCAUGGACCAGGCACUGAUGCAGGGGCACAACCCCGGUAGCGCGCUCAGUGCUGGGUUCCAGCUGGGUCCAGCCUGUAGGGAGCCAGGGGGGCAGAGUCCCAGUGUGUGUCCCAGCAAUAAAGGGGGAAAUGAGGAUGGUGAAGGGCACUGUAGCAAGAGACCAUGAGUUUAAUUAACAAAAUUUCUGUAUGGGGCACUAUAUUUUUAAGAGUCUUUCUAUGCUGUACAUUUCUCCUGAAGCUGAAAUAAUGUACUGUUGGUAGGGAUUUUGUAUAGUGUACAGAAAUGGGCAGACUAUUUUCUUGCUGCGUUCAGUGAUUUAUUACCCGAGGUUCAAAUAGACAAAUAUAAAGUGUUAAAGUUGAAAGAAAAAAAAAAAAAGACAAAAAAAAAAACAAA